AUGAAGCCCAUGAGGAGUGACGACUUCUGCCUUCUCUGGGACGACUUGUUCGUGCCCGGUGAGCUCAUGGUGAAUAAGGGCCAGGAUCACUAUUUCAUUCCGGCAUUCUGCAGCGACGAGCCUUUCGCGCUGGAGCACAUCAAGGUGCUUUGGCAGCUUCAAGCGGAGGAUGCAAACAGCUUGGAGGAUGCCGAAGAUGACGCUGUGCUGAGGGAGGGCCCGCUGGACGGGGAGCAAUUCUGCCGGGCGUUGGUACCAUCGGUGCAGUGUCCCGAGGACUUUGCCAACGUCGCUCGCAGCUACUCCGCGUGUCCGGGGACGCGCGCGGACGGCGGAGACUUGGGCGAGGUCGAGCGCGGCCAGAUGCACAGCGCCAUCGAGGCGGCGCUCUUUGACCCCGAGCUGGAACUCGGAUGUCCCUUGGGGCCGAUUCAAACCGAUGCUGGCUUCCACCUCCUCAUGGCGAGGAAGAAGAGCAGGGGCAUCCUCUCCACCACGGUCUCGGCCAGCCAUAUCCUGGUGAAACCGGGGCGCUACCAGGCCCCUUCCUGCGAGGUGCACAUGCACUUGCCGAACAUGGUCGGCGAAGAAGCAGACAUGACCAGGACCUGGCGAAGAUGGUCCUUCGCCCACUCGCUUCCACCGGCCCUCUCACACCUGGCAGAGGCGCAAGACGAGGCAGAGCAACUGCAGCUCAAACGCCAGGCGUUGCGAGGAAAACCUGGUUUGAGGCUGCUCUUCAGGUGGGAGGGCGCCUUCAUCUUCAACGUGAAGGGCAUCCUCUCCGACAUUGCUGGGGACAUGAUCGGGCCAAUUCACUUGGUGGACGGGUCACUGGGCACUGAGGAGGCCCGGUAUCUUGGGGAGCUCCUCACCUCAGACGACGCCAGGACGACGAAGACGGAUAAGGAUGGCUUCGACGCACGCAUGGACUGGGCAGAGACGGGCUGGCAGGAGUCUGAGGGCAUCCUCGACGCAGACAGCAUGUGCACCGUGCAAAUCCUCCUCCGCAGAGUGGGCGAAACGUUGGAGCAUGCAAGGAAGCGAAUGUCCACCGUGAGGCUGAGAAUCAAGCCAACCAGGCUGGCAUAUGUCGCCUCUGAGCCCGGCUUACGUUUGGGCCUGUCCUCGCCAUCCUCUGUCCAGGACCGCCUGGCAACGUUGGUGAGCUUGAUAGAUUCCGGGGAGCUGCUGGUGAAAGUGGACGGCGGAGAGGAAGAAAUACUGGAUCCUCGUCCUAGUACCGUUGUGGUGGCGAGCACCGUCGAGCGACCAGCUGGCUGCCCGGUACUGCUGCUCUACGACGAGGAAAACCUUGUCCAGGCCGAAGUCCUGGCCUACAUGGGCAGGCACCUGGGCAGCCGCCACCGUGUGCGAUACCAGUCCGGCGGUGUUCCAGAGGAGCUCGAGGUCGACUUGAAUGAAAUGAAUCACAGCCUGCUGCGCUUCGCAAGCCUCCGCGAGUUCGAAGAAGCCCGGAUCGCGUACUGCAAGCAGGUAGUGGAGGACGGGCGGUAUAUAGAGGAUGCGAUUACAGGCAACCGCGUGGACAUUUCCGAGCAGAUUGUGCGGGUGCAAAUGGAGGUGCGAAAGCUGCCCGAUCCGGACAGCAUCAGGCACAUGGCUUUCGACGACCUGGAAUGGAUCUCAGACACUUCUUUUCACCUCGGAGAUCGCGUGUGGGCGCAAGGCCGCGAGGGCACCGUCGAGCAUCUUCAGAAGCACGGCCGAUACGUCGUCAAGUUCGCCGAUGGGACGUCGUCGCCGGCACUGCCGGCCAGCUCCAUCAAGCGGGCCCGCCCCAUCGCUGGAGUGCAGAACUCGUCGUUCGAGCAGGUCAGGGACAUCUCCGAGAUGAUCCCACUCCUGCUGCACCCCAGCCGUGUCGUUCAAGGACGAUCCCACGGCGCUCACUCUGCCCAGCCCGUGCUCAUACGAGCCGGACCUGGAACGGGGAAGACCUGGUCCAUGCAGCAGCUGCUGCUCUUGUUGGCCCAGGAGCUGGCUGGAGGAGAGCCGGGCACUUCGAACGCUGUGAAGUUCCGCUUCGUCCCUCUACUCAUUCCCAUCCAGAAGCUGGCUCGGAUGCUGCGGACACGGCCUGCGGGUAUGGAGGGCGAGACUUCGUCAAACCUGGUCCUGUUCUUCAUCCGGGCGGAGUAUCCCGAAGGUCCUACCAGGAACAUGCUGGAGCAAGCCUUUGAGAUGCGAAGCCUGAUUGUCAUGCUGGAUGGCAUUGAUGAGGCGGCCAACAUGAAGUUGGCUGUGGAGGAGUUUGUGACGAAGACUCUGGUGUUGAUGGGUGUGCCUCUGCUCGUCACUUCUCGGCCUGAGGGCAUCAGAAAGCGCCUCUAUUCCAGGGACUUUGUCAUCAUGAACCUGCAGCCCCUCAGCGGGGAGCAGCAGCAGAAGAUCAUCGAGAAGCAGCUUCAGCAAAACGCUUUCUUCAAGCACCUGGUGGCCUUCAGCAGGGCCAGGCAAGCGCAGGAGGAGGCCUUCCGGCAAAGCUUUCCCUCCCGCGCGGAGCGCGAGGCCCUCCAGCAGCUCCCAAACUCUCUUGAGGAGGUGCCACCGGCCACAGAAGACAUUGAUCACGAGGUCUUUGCGGCCGUGUUCUUCUGCCUGGCCGUGCGCUUGCUGGCCAGCGCCCAGCUGGAUCCCUCAUGCCUGCAACUACCGCAGGAGACGGACCAACUUCCAACACAGGACGUCCAGAAACGACUGAGCAUUCACUCAAGGAAGCUCGGCAUGAUAAAGGCCGAUUUCGUGUGCCCCACGGCGGCCUCGAUGAUGAGCCUGAGCCACUCGUUGCUUGCGGGCUUCACAGCACCCGUCGACGGUGAGCCUGCCAAUCUUCAGGUGGUGCGCUGCCGCAGCUUCUUUCAAGAUCCUGGCCCUACUCGCUUGAGGUUUCUGAGAUAUGAGCUGAGACUGAGAUACCAGGGCGCAUCUCUCACCGCUCAGGUGCAGAUCCAUCAUUCAGCGUGCCUCUCCUCCUUCAGGACGAUGAAGAUGCAGGACCACUUCACAUACCUCCGCAGGAACUUGCAGAGCGAAGGAGCGUGUGAUGACAUGCUCGAGGCCAGAAUGUUGGUGUUUGAUGACAUCUGCCGUGUUCCCGUGCUGCUGUCCGUCUUGGCCUGCGCCUUUGCCGUGGACACCCAGCGCCUGCCGGAGAACCUCUUUGACCUCUACGUAAUGGGCAUGCUCUCCACGCUCGAGCGGCGAGUGGGGAAGGACCGGGUACAGGUCACAUUGGAGAUGCUGCAGGCAAUUGCGGUGGCGAAUCACACAGCAAAGCGACGCACAUUUCAGGCAGAGGAUCUGCGGACCGCGCUCAAGGAGCCAGGGCACUUGGCAUUGUGGUCGCAGCUGCUGGAGGAGGGGACUAAAAGAAGACUGGCAUGGAAGAAAAGCCGGCCUUAG
Molecule: messenger RNA, 3426 nt
Organism: Symbiodinium natans
Lineage: Eukaryota; Dinophyceae; Suessiales; Symbiodiniaceae
Source: the annotation of a GenBank genome assembly